AUGGAGGAACAAGCAAAGAAUUGGCAAAACAUCGAGAUCAAAAACCUUGACAACAGUAUCUCGGUGCUACAGCAGACAAUCGCAGAAGAACGCAAAAAAAAAUCAAAACACCGUGGCUACAAAAGCAGAAAGAACACCAUAAGCAGACAAGAAGCUGAGGCCGAUGUAAAGAUCGACCUCGAAGCGGUUUUAAACCACCUGUUCACGACCACCACCACACGCGUGGACAUUUCUCUAGACCACACGUUCGCACUCCGCCGCCUUGUGCGGGCCAUUGUGAUGUUCGAGGAGGGCGACAUAGGCAAGGAAGAGAUUACCGAGGAGGUGCAGAGGGCGAUCGCCAUCCUGAGAGGCCAAGCUCCAGAGGACCGGUCUAAUGCUGGGGAUGAGGGUGCACCCGCGACUUCCAAACGGGUCUUGCGUAAGCGUCCCAACAUCAAGUAUGCCGAUGAAAUCGACGAGCUUGAUGAGCUUGUCGGCGGCGUCGUCGACCACGACGACGACGACGACGACGCCGACCACGACGACGGCAACUCUCAAGACAAAUAG
Molecule: messenger RNA, 549 nt
Organism: Sporothrix brasiliensis 5110
Lineage: Eukaryota; Fungi; Ascomycota; Sordariomycetes; Ophiostomatales; Ophiostomataceae
Exons: 2
Coding region: 1-549 (182 amino acids)
Source: RefSeq, a predicted model, not a curated record